Planococcus citri (citrus mealybug) is the source of this 2903-nucleotide messenger RNA. RefSeq lists its product as uncharacterized. The record is from RefSeq and is a predicted model, not a curated record. The coding region runs from base 816 to 2264 and encodes 482 amino acids. The transcript has 5 exons. NCBI's taxonomy places the organism in Eukaryota, Metazoa, Arthropoda, Insecta, Hemiptera, Pseudococcidae.
ACUCCAAACAUUCAACUACUGGUACUUCGAGUUCGUUAUUUUCAUUGGUACGUAGUUGCGUUCGGUGACGGUUGGUGUUGUUCGGGUGCAAGUUCGACUGUUUUUUUACCUUUAAUUUUUACGAUGUAUUCGUAAAUUUCGUGUAAAUUUGCUAUUAUUUUAUAUUUUUAUUGUGACCAUUCGAGUAUUGUUUUUAAAAAUGCUUACGGUCAGUGUUUUUGCGCGAUAAUUCGUUUCUCUAUGUAAAAUUUUGUGGAGUACAGAAUCACGGAACUUAUUUCGUUUGAAAAAACCGGUUCAUCUGAUGAAUGAAGAAGGUGAAUACGGCGAAAUACAUAUAAACGAACUUUCCAUUACGUCAUGGUUGACUUAUGUUGUUCGUUCAUCGAAGAAGAAUGUUUUUCUACGAAUUACGAAUACCCGCCAAGACACCAUCAAACACUCAUCAAUGAAUUCCCGACAGCAGGGUUCGAAUUCGUAUCGUCUUCAUCGUUUAUAAAGACGCGGAAAAUCUCGGAGAUUAUCGCGCCACGUUUCUGGUCGAAAGAAAAUAUUCAUAAACGCGACAUCGUACGAGUAGUAAGCGAUUGUGCAGUGAUCGGUGUCGAUAAUUAUGGAAGUGUUAUGUUGUAAUAGUUUAAGCCCGGGUCCGAAGAAAUUCACGUUUCGCGAACAUUUAAGCCUAAAAUCGAUCGAAGGUCAACGGCACUCGAAGUGGCUGCUCGUUUUUUGUAAAUAAUCGAAUCGUUGAAUUUUAUUUAGAUUUUUUUCUCGUUGAAAAUGUUGGAAAUGUUGUGUCGGGUGUUAAUAUCAAUAUGCUGAAACAUAUAUUGAAUAGUAAUGCUUCAGUCACUAACACGGAACGGAGCACCGUCAAACAAAAUGGCAGACCAAAUGGGCAAAUGCCUCAGCAACAGCAGGCUCAUCAAGACGCCGUUAAUGCUGAAUUACAAAGUCGUCUUCGUACCGUCGCCGAGCCAGAAUACCAAAAUACCAGGGUGCAUUCGCCCAUUUCGGACUUUUACCGAAAUACGCCAGCGACCAGUAAAACUACCCGUUCGUUAGAUAAUGUAGGCGAAGCAGAACCACAGCCUGCCUUCGUUAACAAACCUCGAUCCGAAUUGGUGCAUUGGAGUAGGCCUCGAUCCGGCGGUAUGUCCGGUCCUGGCGAACCUUUGCACGCCAAUCAGAGGACACAUAGCAGCAGAGGAUCCGUACUGAACCAUUCUUACGCCGGUACCAUUAAUUCGCAUUCGUUUACGCUAAAUCAACAACACCAUCAUCAUCAACAGCAGAAGCUGAACCAAACGGACAUUUUGAAUUUGUCUUCGGCUGCGGUGUCUCCUACGUUCACUCCUAUUGCCAACGGCACCGCGCCGAAAAUAAUCGCCAAUGGUGGCCUUCAUAUCGCCAAGAAUUCACCAAUCACGCCGAUUUCUCCAGCGGAUGGUAAUAAUUUGGCGAAAACCGACAGUUAUCCGGAUAUAGAUAGGGACAGCAAUAAUAAUAACAAUGCGCCCGGCAACGACAUUUUUAGCAAUGGAGUCAAAGAAAUGCUCACUUCUUUGGGAUUAUUGUGCUUGAUAUCGUUAUUAUUAGCAUUAUUAUCGUUGAUUUUUCUGCUGAAAAUAUCUCCGGUGACGGCGGCCGACGUCAAAGAUUUACUACGUGCUGAUCAAUUUACCAUCAUGUCUCCGGACGAAUACGUUACCGUGUACGAAGUUACGCUGGCAUUAUGCGCGCUUUCGUUGAGUUUGAAUCUCUGCUGUUUGUUGGUCUGCUCCGUACAGUUCCUAUUCGCGGUGAAAUUGGCUCAAUCUUCUGUCAAUGGAGACAGAACUAACAAAUAUCUCCAACGGUCUGCACUAACCAGGAUUUGCGCAAUUGCUGGAUUUUUUAUUUCUAUUCCCGUAUUUUUAACUGGUGUAAUUUUGUAUACUUUUAUACAAUUCCAUUCGACUCCUGCAAUCAUUACCAGCGUUUUAAUUGGAUCUGGAAUUAUAUUUUGUGGUUGCGCAAUGGUACAUAAUGUCCUAGUUUGGCAAAGGGAAAAAACAAAUGCCGUUAAAGCAUUAGUAAGAAGACAGAGGUUACAUCAGCAACUUGAAUCGAGCAAACGAUUGAAUAGCAGUAAACUCGAUGCCGUUGGAACCCGAAAUACCAGUGCCACUGCUUUGAGUACAUUGUCAACUUUACCACCGCAUGUCGGCGUAGACAUGAGUAGCGUUACUUCGACUCCGCACGAACUUUCAACUUUAGUUUAAUAUUUCAAGGUAAACAAUCUCAUCCACAUCCAGGAAUUUUCUACCAAAGUUUUUGUAUAGCCUUAAUUAAUGGAUGACAUUUACCUUUGCCGCUAAAAUGACAUUAAAAAAAUAUUGGGUACAAAACGAAUGUUAACAAAUGAAGUAGGCAUGCUAAAAUCAUUCUAUGAAAUACGAAAGUUGAAUUUUUAUCUUUUUAUAGAAAAAAUUUCAUCACCUGUCCUUUGAUUGGAUGUGUAUGGAAUUGAGGCGGUCGAUCUGCCGAUUGAGUAGCAUUUUUUAUUGUAUCAAUUUUACGAGUUUUGACUGUGUUACUUUAUAUUUAACGUUUUAUGUACAGCUGUAAAUUUUCAAAAGAAACAUAUGUACUUAUUCUAAGAAAUUUUAUACUCUUGAUUAUUUUAUAAGGUGUUAUGUUAAUAUGAUUGGACUGUGAUUUUUUUCGAAUUCUUGCCUUCAGCAGUAUUAGAUACCUAUACUUUUAUUUAUUUAUUUCCUUUUGAUUCGUGUGCUUAUAUAAUGAGAUAUUUUAUAUAAAUCCUUAUUUAUUUUUUAGUAUCCGCGUAAUUUUUUAUUUACCUCUAUAUACAUAUGCUUUUUCGCAUCACAAUUUUCAAAUAAAAAUAAUGGAAAUCUUGA